Callorhinchus milii (elephant shark) is the source of this 2763-nucleotide messenger RNA. It is a transcript of the gene braf, whose product is annotated as B-Raf proto-oncogene, serine/threonine kinase. Gene Ontology annotation, biological process: protein phosphorylation; signal transduction. Gene Ontology annotation, cellular component: plasma membrane; mitochondrion; cytosol. Gene Ontology annotation, molecular function: protein kinase activity; ATP binding. The transcript has 20 exons. The record is from RefSeq and is a predicted model, not a curated record. NCBI's taxonomy places the organism in Eukaryota, Metazoa, Chordata, Chondrichthyes, Chimaeriformes, Callorhinchidae. Bases 8 to 2386 code for a protein of 792 amino acids.
CUGUAAGAUGGCGGCCGCCAGCCCGGACCCGCCGGUGGUGAACGGGCCGGAGGGCGAGAUGGAGAGCGACGGCGGGGAGACGCGGGGCCUGAGCGUGGCCGAGGAGGUGUGGAAUAUUAAGCAGAUGAUCAAACUAACUCAGGAGCAUAUUGAAGCUCUGUUGGACAAGUUUGGUGGGGACCACAAUCCACCCUCUAUCUACCUGGAGGCAUAUGAAGAGUACACAAGCAAGCUCGAUGCCCUCCAGCAGCGUGAACAACAGUUGCUUGAGUCGAUGGGAAAUGGUACAGAAGUUCCAAACACUAAUUCUCUCCUGACUGACUUGACGGGACCGUCCACCACUCUACCUGUCGUUCAGUCUCCAGGGUUGCUGCAGAACCCAAAUGAUAAUUCAAGGACCAAUCCCAAAUCUCCUCAGAAACCCAUCGUUCGAGUCUUCCUACCCAACAAACAGAGGACUGUGGUUCCGGCUCGCUGUGGAGUGACGGUGAGAGAUAGCCUGAAGAAAGCUCUGAUGAUGAGGGGCCUAACCACAGAUUGCUGUGCAGUCUACAGGACACAGGAUGGAGAGAAGAAACCUAUUGGCUGGGACACCGAUAUGUCCUGGUUAACUGGAGAGGAGCUUCAAGUGGAGGUGUUGGAGCAUGUUCCCCUAACAACCCACAACUUUGUUCGAAAAACAUUUUUCACGCUGGCGUUCUGUGAUUUUUGCCGUAAGCUGCUGUUCCAGGGUUUCCGCUGUCAAACAUGUGGCUACAAAUUCCACCAGCGCUGCAGCACAGAGGUCCCACUCAUGUGUGUGAAUAUCGAUCAGCUGGACUUGUUAAUUCUUUCCCGGAUCUAUGAGAACCAUCCCAUUGCACAAGAUGAAAUAUCUUCUGGAGGAACUCCACCAGGUUCUGGGAUAUAUCCUUCAGUGCCGCCCUCUGACUCUGCCGGGUCCUUAUGCCACUCAACCACCUCCCCCACAAAAUCAAUUCCAAUCCCCGGGCAUUUCAGACCCACUGAGGAAGACCAACGUAACCAGUUUGGGCAACGGGACAGAUCUUCCUCUGCACCUAAUGUCCACCUAAACACUAUCGAGCAGGUUAACAUUGAUGGUCUGAUCCGAGAUCAGGGUCUGCCGCGAGGAGAUGGAGCCCCUUUGACGCAGCCGGUCAGGUGUCUCAGGAAGUACCACUCCCGGACUCCCAGCCCCUUGUUACACUCCUAUCCUAAUGAUAUUAUCUUUGAUUUUGAACCUGGUCCUGUAUUCAGAGGAUCAGCAUCGGGCCUUUCUGCCACUCCACCCGCAUCGCUUCCUGGAUCUAUGACCAGUAUUAAAGCAUUGCAGAAAUCACCUGGUACACAACCCCGGGAAAGAAAACCCUCAUCUUCUGAAGACCGGAACAAAAUGAAAACUCUGGGUCGAAGGGACUCCAGUGAUGACUGGGAGAUUUCAGAAGGACAAAUCACGCUGGGUCAAAGGAUAGGAUCUGGCUCGUUUGGAACAGUAUAUAAGGGAAAAUGGCAUGGUGACGUUGCAGUGAAGAUGUUAAAUGUUACAGCUCCAACACCUCAACAGUUGCAAGCUUUCAAGAACGAAGUGGGAGUCCUCAGAAAAACCCGGCAUGUCAACAUCCUGCUGUUUAUGGGUUACACGACAAAACCACAGCUUGCCAUUGUUGCCCAGUGGUGUGAGGGCUCCAGUCUCUACCAUCACCUGCACAUCAUCGAGACCAAAUUUGAGAUGAUCAAACUCAUUGACAUCGCCCGACAGACUGCACAAGGCAUGGACUACCUGCACGCAAAGUCAAUUAUCCAUAGAGAUCUGAAGAGUAACAAUAUUUUUCUACACGAAGAUCUAACGGUGAAGAUUGGAGAUUUUGGCCUGGCGACAGUGAAGUCACGGUGGAGUGGAUCGCACCAGUUUGAACAACUAUCUGGUUCUAUCCUCUGGAUGGCGCCUGAGGUGAUCCGCAUGCAGGACAAGAACCCGUAUAGUUUCCAGUCAGAUGUCUAUGCUUUUGGGGUGGUUCUGUAUGAAUUGAUGACUGGGCAGUUGCCCUAUUCAAACAUCAAUAACCGCGAUCAGAUAAUCUUUAUGGUUGGACGGGGUUAUUUGAUGCCCGAUAUCAGUAAAGUGCGCAAUAAUUGCCCGAAAGCAAUGAAGAGGCUAAUGGCAGAUUGUCUAAAAAAGAAGCGAGAUGAACGUCCCCUCUUCCCUCAGAUUUUAGCUUCAAUUGAGCUGCUUGCCAGAUCCUUGCCAAAGAUUCAUCGCAGCGCAUCAGAACCCUCAUUAAAUCGGGCUGGUUUCCAGACAGAGGACUUCAGCUUAUACACUUGUGCUUCCCCAAAAACACCCAUCCAGGCAGGGGGAUAUGGAGAGUUUACAGCGUUCAAGUAGACGCGUCUCCAUCACAACUCAUCCCAGCGGGUGUCAGUCCUUGUUUCUCAUGUCCCUCUGGUGGCUCUGAGGUUUAAACUACAAAACAAAAAAAAGCUGUUCAUUCACAGAAGAACCAAGCGUGGUAGAUCAGACUGUUUCCUGAAACCCAUUUCUAUGAACAAAAACCUCUUCCACCAUUUCUGACAUUUUCAACACAAACAACCACAAACGGGGCAGAUGAUGCUCCCCGCGUCUCUCUGGGGAAGAAAGUGAGGGCACCCUUUCACCUUCGGCACAGAGGCGUGAGGGGAAGUGACGGCUGGGGACUGGUCGUGAAGACUGAGUGGCCGUCAUUCCCUUCAGGUGAAGAGCAUUGCCGCCUCUCUGGGUGCUUC